GAGCGCGGCGGUGGCGGGAGCGGCGUCGAGUGUCUCCGGGCGUCCGUCUGUGGCCAGGCAGCCAAGCGGCCAGGCAGCCAAGCAGCCAGUCAGCUCGCCGCCGGAGGCCAGGCAGCCAACCAUGCUGAACUUCGGCGCUUCUCUCCAGCAGCCUGCAGAGGAAAGAAUGGAAAUGAUUUCUGAAAGAUCAAAAGAGAGUGUGUAUUCCUGGAACAAAACUGCAGAGAAAAGUGACUUUGAAGCCGUAGAAGCACUUAUGUCAAUGAGCUGCAGUUGGAAGUCUGAUUUUAAGAAAUACAUUGAAAGCAGACCCGUUACUCCAGUGUCUGAUAUGUCAGAGGAAGAGAAUCUGCUUCCUGGUACACCUGAUUUUCAUACAGUCCCAGCAUUUUGUUUGACUCCACCUUACAGUCCCUCUGACUUUGAACCCUCUCAAGUGUCAAAUCUGAUGGCACCAGCGCCAUCUACUGGACACUUCAAAUCAUUGUCAGAUACUGCCAAGCCUCACAUUGCUGCUGCACCUUUCAAAGAGGAGAAGAGCCCAGUACCUGCCCCCAAACUCCCCAAGGCUCAGGCAACAAGUGUGAUUCGUCAUACAGCUGAUGCCCAGCUGUGUAACCACCGAUCUUGCCCAGUGAAAGCAGCCAGCAUCCUUAACUAUCAGGACAAUUCUUUUCGAAGAAGAACCCACCUAAAUGCUGAGACUGCAAGAAAAAACAUACCUUGUGCAGCUGUGUCACCAAACAGAUCCAAACGUGAGAGAGACACAGUGGCAGGUGUUGAAGAGAAAGCAAGUGCUGCACUUUAUGACUUUUCUGUGCCUUCCUCAGAGACAGUAAUCUGUAGAUCUCAGCCGGUCCCCAUGUGCCCACAACAAAAGUCGGUCUUAGUCUCUCCACCUGCAGUAUCAACAGGGGGAGUGCCACCUAUGCCCGUCAUCUGCCAGAUGGUUCCCCUCCCUGCAAACAACCCAGCUGUGACAACAGUCGUCCCCAGCACUCCACCCAGUCAGCCGCCAGCCGUCUGCCCACCUGUUGUAUUCAUGGGCACUCAGGUGCCCAAAGGCGCCGUCAUGUUUGUUGUACCCCAGCCCGUUGUUCAGAACCCCAAGCCUCCAGUGGUGAGCCCAAAUGGCACCAGACUCUCUCCCAUUGCCCCUGCUCCAGGGUUUUCUCCUUCAGCAGCAAAAGUCACUCCUCAGAUUGACUCAUCAAGGAUAAGAAGUCACAUCUGUAGCCAUCCAGGAUGUGGCAAGACGUACUUUAAAAGUUCUCAUCUGAAGGCCCAUAGAACGCAUACAGGAGAAAAACCUUUCAGCUGUAGCUGGAAAGGUUGUGAAAGGAGGUUUGCUCGUUCAGAUGAACUGUCCAGACACCGACGAACCCACACAGGUGAGAAGAAAUUCGCCUGUCCCAUGUGUGACCGGCGGUUCAUGAGGAGCGACCAUUUGACCAAACAUGCCCGGCGCCAUCUGUCAGCCAAGAAGCUACCAAACUGGCAGAUGGAAGUGAGCAAGUUAAAUGACAUUACCCUACCUCCAACCCCUGCUCCCACACAGUGACAGACGGAUGGUAAAGAAUCAGACUAACUUUGGUCACAGCCAGAAGCCAGUGGUGAUAUAAAAAUGCUUCCACUGCAAGUCUGUGGCCCUCCAGUGCGGGCUGCAAGCAGAAGCCCCACGGCCUGGGGAGAAGGCCCAGCCUGGGUUAGAUGGUAAGAAGUGCUACGGCCACAGGCAGCUCAAAGAGUGGCAGGACUCAUUUCUUACCACGUAAGAGAGAUGAGAAAGUUUAUUCCUUUCAAUAUUUUUUGAAGGUUUCAGGUGAGGUCAGCGCAACCACAGGUAGCACAGAUUUUGAAUUUGUGUGCACAAUUUGUUACUUUACUUUCACCAUUUAUACUUGAGACCAACUUUUCAAUGUGAUUCUUCAAAAGCACUGGUUUCAAGAGUGUAGAGACUGGAAGUAAACAUUACGGUACAGAGAUGGAGAUGUAAAAUUGAUCUGUAUUAUCGCGAAUAUUAUUAUCCUUUCCUAGAGUUAUCUUGUUUACUAUUCUUAGUCUUUCCAUUCAACUUCGUGGACAUAGUUGUUAAAUAUAUCUAGAACUAGCAUUUUUACACUAGUUGCUGACGUUUGGAAUUGAGCAACUGUAUAUUGCUGAAGAGGUCCCAAAGAAUUGGAAUCCUCAUUAAUUUAAUUGCUUUGAAGUGUUGCUUCAGGGUUUUUUUUUGCGUUUUUGUUU
Globicephala melas (long-finned pilot whale) is the source of this 2244-nucleotide messenger RNA. Its product is annotated as Krueppel-like factor 10. Gene Ontology annotation, biological process: regulation of transcription by RNA polymerase II. Gene Ontology annotation, molecular function: DNA-binding transcription factor activity, RNA polymerase II-specific; RNA polymerase II cis-regulatory region sequence-specific DNA binding. The record is from RefSeq and is a predicted model, not a curated record. NCBI's taxonomy places the organism in Eukaryota, Metazoa, Chordata, Mammalia, Artiodactyla, Delphinidae.